GGGGGGACCCGUAGUUCAAGAUGGCGGCGGCGGAGGAGACGCUGUGAGACACAGAGACCGUCAACGGGUCUCUGCCGACACUAACGUGAAAGAUGACGUCAAAAAACAGCAACUCAUCACUGUCCAGAAAGAGUUAUCAACUGAGCUCUGACACGGAGAAACCAAAGGUCACAGGUAUUGUGAACGACAAGCUCCUCAGUGACUUCCUCCACCACAUCUUCCCCAGCUCUGAGAACAGAGGGCUGGCAGCAACAUUCAGAAAACCUUUGAACUUUCAAAACUUGAACGAACACUUGGAUCGGUUGUUAUCUGAUGGCAUUGACAGUGAGGCCGAGAACAAAGAGCAAAGUGUUGAUGGACGUCUCGGCCCAGCCAUGGUUGUGCUCGAUCACACCAGCGGGUUCGAGGGCUUGCUGCUCGUAGAUGAUGAUUUGCUCGGUGUUGUUGGCCACAGCAAUUUCAGCUCUAUCCGAGCCACUACGUGCGUGUACCAAGGGAAAUGGAUGUACGAGGUUCUGAUCUCCUCUCAGGGCCUGAUGCAGAUUGGCUGGUGCACUCUUCACUGCAGGUUCAACCAGGAGGAGGGAGUGGGUGAUACUCCAGAUUCUUACGCUUACGAUGGGAACCGAGUACGGAAAUGGAAUGUCACUACCACCAGUUAUGGAAAAUCUUGGGCGGCUGGGGAUAUCGUCACGUGUGUAAUAGACCUAGACGAAGGGAAGAUUGGCUUCUGUCUAAAUGGGAUAUCUUUGGGCGUUGCAUUUGAUAACAUCAAAUUGGGCCCUGGUUUGGCCUACUUCCCAGCUAUCAGCCUGUCCUUCAAAGAAUCCGUGGCUUUCAACUUCGGAAGCCGCCCCAUACGAUAUCCAAUGGAAGGAUAUCGUCCAAUGCAAAAUCCACCUGAGGCAGAUCUCACGAAGGCCCACAAACUGUUGGGAUACCUGAAGAACGUGAUCACUACCGGCAUUGACGUACAGGAAGCCAAGUUGACUGUGAAGGGAGCGUCUUUGUGGCAAGCUGAAGGAGAGCCCACUGUGAUCAUCGCCCUCGCUCACAUCUUCAACCGCUUCGCGCCCCUAAUGUGUAAAGUUUACCUGGUGGAAGAAGUACUGAUGACUUAUUUCUUGAGUAUAUUGGAGGUCGGUGGUUCAGUGGACGAACACCCACUGAUUCAGCAAUUGCUGGACCUCAUGUGGCUCUUAAUGGAGGAUUAUGAAGUGCAGGAGUGUUUAAAACAGCUGAUGAUGUCAUUGCUUCGGGCGUACCGGUUUUCUCCUAUAAUCCCUGAUUUAGGACUUCAGAUCCACUACUUGCGCCUCACCAUAGCUAUUCUGCGGCACGAGAAAACCAGGAAAUAUCUGCUCAGUAAUGUCUUGUUUGACGUGCUGCGUUCAGUUGUGUUUUUCUUCAUCAAGACCCCACUUCGAGUGGAGGAGGCGGGGUUGGAGGAGCUCAUUCCCACCACAUGGUGGCCAACAAGGUUUGACAAAGAGGGGAAAGAGACGAGAGAGGAAAGUGCUGAGGAGAGGCUAAGACGCCGGGCGUAUGAACGCGGUUGUCAGCGAUUAAAGAAACGUAUUGAAGUCGUAGAGGAACUGCAGGUUCAGAUCUUGAAAUUGUUUCUCAACAACAAAGAUAAGGGGUCGUCGGGUGAGGCUUCCAGAUAUAUUUUCCUGAAUAAGUUUCGAAAGUUUCUACAAGAGAAUGCGAGCAGUCGAGGGAACCCUACAAUCCUUUGUCCACCCGAGUACAUGGUCUGCUUCCUACAUCGACUGAUUGCUGCUUUGCGAAGCUACUGGGAUGAGUACAGGCGGAGAAAUCCAUCCGCGAUUGCCAGUGAAGAUGCCUUUGUUCCCCCUCAGCUGUUUUACAAUGGGAAGGUGGAUUACUUUGACCUGCAGCGACUGGGUGGCCUUCUGUCCCAUCUGAAAAAAGCUCUGAAAGAUGAUCUUGCAUCAAAAGCAAACAUCAUUAUUGACCCUGCCGAGAUCUCAGCUAUCUCCAUGGAUGACUUGGAUGAGGACGAUGAGAAUAUAACUCAGCAGCAGAGGCCAACUGGAGCUGCUGCAAUCGGAGGAGCACUAGCCAGGCCGAGCUGGUUAAGUUCACCUACGUUAGGCCGAGCGAAUAGAUUCCUGAGCACAGCGGCGGUCAGUUUGAUGAAUCCCCGUCGAUCGUUGACAACCGUAGAGAAGGUGAAGAUUCGGACAUUGAACAUGGAGCAGAGGACGGAAGAGGACAUUGAGGGGAGCCAUGCAAACGAUGGUCUGUUAGUGGGGCGUCCUUCCGAUGUGAGAGAUCAGCUACUCACAGAGAAAUCUUUACUGGAGAUCCUGGAUGGAGUCAUUAUGAUGUACAACCUCAGUGUCCAUCAACAGCUUGGCAAGAUGGUUGGGGUCUCUGAUGAUGUCCAUGAAUAUGCCGUGGCCUUGAAAGACACAGAGGAGAAGAUCACAAGAUGCCCUUCGAAGAGGAAGGACAUCAUGGAAGAGUUGAUCAAGAGUCAGAGAGUCUUUUCUGAGAAACUCAACCACCUGAGCCGGCGACUUGCCUGGAUCAAUGCCACCAUCUACUCAAAGGAGAAGAUGCUGGACAUUUACUGGCUGCUGCAGAUCUGCAUCAAAACAAUCGAGCGAAGUGACCGCACGCAGUCGUUGUUUGCCUUUAUGCCGGAGUUCUACCUGAACGUCGCGAUGAACAGUUACAGUGCUCUGAAGAAUUACUUCAGCCCAGUGAAUAGCAUGGAUGAGCUGCCUGGAUAUCAGGACACUCUGAGCCGAUUGGCUGCAAUCUUGGCAAAGCAUUUUGCUGAUCCUCGGAUUGUGGGAACAGACAUUAAGGAUUCUCUGAUGCAGGCACUUGCCAGUUAUGUUUGCUAUCCACACUCCCUGCGAGCUGUCGAACGCAUUUUAGAGGAGCAGCGUAUGGCGAUGAUGAAGAACCUUUUAGCUCCGUAUGAACAGAGACCAUGGGCACAGACCAACUGGAUCCUUGUGCGUCUCUGGAGGGGUUGUGGAUUUGGCUACAGGUACACCCGACUCCCUCACUUGCUGAAAACCAAACCAGAGGAUGCCAACAUGCCAAGUCUACAGAAGCCCUGUCCCUCGACCCUGUUACAGCAACACAUGGCAGCUCUGCUGUGCUCUGACUUUGAGAUGGCGGCCAGCUUCCUGAACAGCGUCCUCAAUCAGCUCAACUGGGCAUUCUCGGAGUUCAUUGGAAUGAUUCAGGAGAUCCAGCAGGCAGCCGAGCGACCCGAGAGAAACUUUGUGGACAGUCGGCAGCUGAAGGUUUGCGCCACCUGCUUCGACCUCUCGGUGAGUCUGCUGCGAGUCCUGGAGAUGACAAUCACGCUCGUUCCUGAGAUCUUCCUGAACUGGACCCGACCAUCAGCAGAAUUACUGCUGAGACGCCUCGCACAGCUGAUAAACCAAGUCUUGAACCGAGUGACGGCUGAAAAAAACCUCUUUGACCGCGUGGUCAAUCUGCGCUUACCUGGUUUGGAGAGUGUGGAUCAUUAUCCAAUCCUUGUUGCAGUUACAGGAAUUCUUGUCCGGCUCCUGGUAGACUCUGAUGUUCAGGGGAUCCAGCGUGCCACGGCUGUGCUUCUUGCUGAUCCCUGCUUCCAGCUGCGAUCGAUUCAAUACCUCCUCGGAGAAAAUGAGACGUCUACCCUGGGAGCAACACCCUCCACGGCCGAGAGGAAACACUUCUCUCUCCAAGCAUAUCCAGAAUAUAUCAGCCUGGAGGAAUUGGGGAAGGUUGAAGACUUAUUCUCCCACCUGACCAACGAGUCUAAACAGGCUGCAGCCGCUGCCCUGCCGACCAGUGAGGAAGACCUGUGCCCUAUUUGUUAUGCACACCCGAUCUCUGCAGUCUUCAGGCCAUGUACACACAAGUCCUGCAAGGCCUGCAUCAACCAGCACCUGAUGAACAACAAGGAUUGUUUCUUCUGCAAGGCCACUAUCACCGGAGUGGAUGACUAUAUUAAGCCAUCCACCUCCUUCACAUCCUAAUCGCCACCGAUCGAUUGCCUGUGACCCUGGUCCUGUGACCCUGCGUUUACCUGCUUUCCUUUCUUUGCCAGCGUAAAGGAGAGACUCUCUACUCAGAGGUAUUUGGGGACAAUUCAGUUGGGUAUUUUUGCAGGGACUGAAAUCGGAUAUUCGAUGUUUACAAAGGGAACGGUCCUUGGAAUGGUGCUUCACCAGCUGAUGAGACGCUAGUUAGACUCUGCUAUUUCAAUUCAUAUAUCGAUCGCUAGAGAGACUGAGACAAAUGUGUUCUAAAGGACAACUAAUAGAUUGGAUUUCGCUUUGUCCUGUCAGAUAUCGGCCCGCACACUAAUCCUAAACCACAUUCAACUACCCGGGUCCUAAUGCCUGCCCAAAACCUGAUGAUAUGACAAACACUUAGGGGUCUUGUGAAAUUUAAAAUGAUUUGAGGAAGGAGGGUAUGUUGGUGUCCUGGACACUUGUGUGCUUUCCGCUGUUGGAGCUGUGAGGUGGUAAUGGGAUCUAACCAGGCAGAUAUAUUCAUCCAGUUAAUUGCUGCAUGUGAUGUGAUGAUGCUUUCAUCUGUCGAGAGCAAGAUCCCUUUAAACUCUUAUGGUUUGUUACUCCCCUAAAUAGGUGCAUGGAAUCAGCACAAUUCUCCAGCCUCCCUCCCUCCUUCAGGAAACUGCAAGGUUACUGUUAAGCACUGUCGAUCACUAUCGGCUAUUGUAUUUUAUUUGGAGGAUGCUGCAUUGUUCAGUUCUCGACCUUGUCCUGAACGACAGAGGAAUUUUGCGCCAGAUAUUAAGUAUCUCCAGACUUUCCAGGCAGGAUCCUCUGCCAGGUCUUCCCUGCAGCAAACCAACCUUGGAGGCAGCAGGUUCCUGCUUAUUUUCCUGAUUGUCUGUCUGUCUCUCUGUGGGGAAGGAACGUCAGGAUAGAGCUCUGUUUACAUCGGGUGCUUUUGAGCGUGAGGUCGUGACAUCAGUGAACCUUCAGCACACGGGGACUUUAGUUAAUGGCCAUGUGGAGUAUAUCUAUGUUGCUGUACUUUUCUCAAUGGGCCUCAGAGACAUUAUGUCCCCAGACCUGGCUUUGUGAUACUCCGGUUAUUACAGGGAAUGUGCUUUGGGUUCCUUUGGUUCUUUCCAAUCUUCAGUAAAACACAAGACCGGGGAGAAACGGUAUCAACCGAGCCAAUGCCCACUUUAUAACACUCAAAUCUAUUACGUACGAAUAAUCCCACUGAGAUAAAGGUACAAGUCAACUGUGCACAACAUGGGAGGGAGGGAGUGUGCAGCGUCUGGACUCUGUGAUGUUAGUUUAUUGAGUUCCAGUGUGUGCCUCUAACAAACACUUGCCAUACAAGAUCCUUUCCUGUCCAACAGCCAAAGGCUGUGGCGACUGAUGCUUUACAAUAGCAGUUUGUCAGACCAGAUUGUGCAUUAUUAUGCUGAAAGGACUUGUUACAGAAACACACAAAAGGUACAGUUUACAUCAAAGAACAUGUGUUAGGAGUUUUGCAGUCCAGUUACGGGAUGUUGAGGAGUUUGCAUCCCAGUCAGACACGUGUCUGAUUUAAGCUUUCAGCUACUGUAGGUCAAGAGAGUGAUUUUUUUUAAUCCUUCACACCAAUUGUCACUUUAAAGAGAAGGGUCCUACUUUGCACACAAUAUGUACAGUCAAUGCAGUGUAUCCUGCGAAGCCCUUUGAGACGUCUCGAAGACGUGAUAAAGCGCGAUAUCAAAUGCAAGGAUUAUUAUUAUUACUCCAUUCGUUACUUCUCAUUAAUUGUCACGACUGCUUCUGGAAUUGUCUGGCAGUAACUUAUUCCAACUAUGAGUACAGUAGUAGGUGGUUUUGCUAUAAUGAGAAGCAGACUGUUGUUACAGGUGGAAUCAGAUUGGGAAACCGCUGAGCUGGGUCUGGCUGCUCCCAGGACCCUCGCUGUUAAAGGGCUGGGUGUCGGCUGAUAUUAAACUCAUUACUAAAAACCAGGUCAUUCUUUUAGAGCUUUUAAAUUUUGUAAAAUGAUCCAAUAUCAUUAUCGGAACUUUCUGUGGGUCUCAGCCAUAUAAAAUAUUGUCUAAACGUCAGAAUUGUUUGACCCUAAAUUUGGUUACUUUCGCGGGGUCAAAGCUUUACACCUUUUUUUUAUUAAAAAAAAGAUUUCACAAAUCGGUUCGAUUCUUAUUUUGAAGCGAAGCCAGGUGAAGGCACCAGGACCCCGUUUUAAUAAUGUUCGGCGUGUUAUUUACUGGUGAGGGAGAGAGAGCUAGAAGAACCCACACUUCCCACCACCCCUCAGUGCGUGGGGUUUGGGAGCCGGGUGUUUUAACUGCUUUUAAUACUUAUUAACUAAGAUUUCCUGGUGGUGUCGGGGAGAGUGUGGAGAAAAUGUAAAGCUGCUGCUUGUGUUGAUCUCAAUGGACAGUUCAGUUCUCGUGUGUGAGUUUAUCUGCAGAUCUGAGCAAUAAAUAUAUUGUGGUUAUGA
Molecule: messenger RNA, 6489 nt
Organism: Callorhinchus milii (elephant shark)
Lineage: Eukaryota; Metazoa; Chordata; Chondrichthyes; Chimaeriformes; Callorhinchidae
Product: E3 ubiquitin-protein ligase RNF123
Exons: 39
Coding region: 93-4016 (1307 amino acids)
Cellular component (GO): cytoplasm
Molecular function (GO): ubiquitin-protein transferase activity; protein binding
Source: RefSeq, a predicted model, not a curated record